UAAUCUCUGUAUGGAGGUGGACACAAGCAAGUGCGAAACUGGGUAUGUUUGCAAUUUUUGACGUAAUACUUGUACGUACUUCGUCAAUUCGUUUGACUGUUUUUAGCUCCUGGUUAUCCUGGGGUAAGUCUUCCCUGAUGAAGCUCGCGGAAGCCGAAAAGCGUCUUUUUGCAACUUUUGGUGCACAAAUACUUUCGCGAUUUGUACCAAUUCGGUUCAAAGGCAGUGAAAUGUAUACUGUCACGGUAGAACCGACCCAUGAAAAGAAGUCUGAGGAGCCAAUUGUUUUGGUGCAUGGAUUUGGUGCUGGUGUUGCUGUAUGGAGUGCAAAUAUUGCUUCUUUAGCAAAGCACAGCAUGGUUCAUGCCUUUGACCUUUUAGGUUUCGGGCGUUCCUCUCGACCUCGAUUCAGUAAUGAUCCGACGUUGGCUGAACUGGAAAUGGUUGAGUCUAUUGAAGAUUGGCGUAAGUCAAUGGGAAUAGAAAAAAUGUACCUCGUUGCACAUUCAUUCGGUGCUUAUCUUGCAUCUUCCUAUGCUCUUGAACAUCCCCAUCGUGUGAAGCAUCUUGUACUUGUAGAUCCUUGGGGAUUUCCAGAGAAGAUUGCGCCUACAGAGAAACAGAUAACGCCUUAUCCAUGGAUCAUGUUCAUAGGAGGAGUGCUGUCCCACUUCAAUCCAUUGGCAACUUUGCGAGCUGCUGGGCCUUAUGGACCCACAAUUGUGAAGAAGUUACGCCCAGAUCUCAGUCAUCGGUACAGGAGUGAAAAUCCAGAUGACAUUUACGACUACUUGUACCAUUGCAAUGCUCAGAAACCAACUGGUGAAACAGCCUUCAAAAGUAUGACAUUGCCAUUUGGAUGGGCGAAACGACCUAUGAUGAGACGAUUCAACGGUCUUGAUGAAAGUGUGCCAGUAACGUUUAUUUAUGGUAGUAAGAGUUGGAUUGAUCCAGGACCAGCGUUCGAUAUUCAGGCCCAGAGAAAUGGAUAUGUUGAUGUA
Molecule: messenger RNA, 1001 nt
Organism: Haemonchus placei
Lineage: Eukaryota; Metazoa; Nematoda; Chromadorea; Rhabditida; Trichostrongylidae
Source: the annotation of a GenBank genome assembly